CAUUUAUUUAUUCCGUGCAUUUGUUUUUGUUGGAACAAAGUAAAUUCAAUAUUAUAACAUACAGCAUUUCCACAAAUUGUGUUUUAUUUUCAUAAUGACUCGUCACGCAAGAAACUGUACCGCAGGAGCAGUGUACACAUACCACGAGAAAAAGCGAGAUGCAGCCGAAUCUGGAUAUGGAACGAAUCAACAGCGAAUUGGUAAAGAUUCUGUAAAAAAUUUUGAUUGUUGUUCAUUAACACUGCAACCGUGUCGAAAUCCAGUCAUCACUAAAGAUGGAUAUUUAUUUGAUAAAGAAGCCAUAUUACAGUACAUCAUAACAAAGAAAACUGUAUAUGCAAAGAAAUUGAAGGAAUUUGAACGCCAAAAGCAAAUGGAUCUGACUGAAGAAGCUGAAGCAAAUGCUUUAGAAGAGCACAAAAAACUCAUGAGGUUCAUCAACACGGAGAAAAAUAUUGUUGCAUCAAAAUCAGCCAUUGCAAGCACAAGUGCAGGACCAUCCAGCAUUUCAAAUAUGUCAAAUGGCAAAGAAAAAGAAUUACCGAGUUUUUGGUUGCCAUCACAGGCACCAUCCGCUAAAAAGACAAAAGUCGAUAAACCCGAUUCGACCAUCUUGUGUCCGGUGUCUCAGCAACCGAUAAGAGCAAAAGAUUUGAUUGAUGUUAAAUUUACUUUGGUACAAGAUCCAGAUGACAAAAAAUCAUUGAUUACUAAAGAGAAUCGUUACAUGUGUGCAGUGACACAUGAUAUUUUAAGUAAUUCCGUUCCAUGCGCUGUUUUACGACCAACAGGCGACGUUGUCACCAUGGAAUGUGUGGAAAAGCUAAUUAAAAAGGACAUGCUACAUCCGUUAACAAAUGCAAAAUUGAAGGAAAAAGAUAUAAUUCCGCUACAACGGGGCGGCACUGGCUACUCGACCACAAAUUCAGAUCUUGAAGGUAAAGAGAGACGACCGGCUCUCAUGUCGUAGACGUUUGGGUUUUUUUGAAAUUAAAGCCCUUCACCACCUGACUUGCAUAAAAUUUUAAAUCAACGUUUUAUUUUCAUCAUAUUCCGUAUUAGUUUUUUAUGCGAAUAAAAUAAAAUCAUUUAAAACAAAA
Molecule: messenger RNA, 1100 nt
Organism: Contarinia nasturtii (swede midge)
Lineage: Eukaryota; Metazoa; Arthropoda; Insecta; Diptera; Cecidomyiidae
Product: nitric oxide synthase-interacting protein homolog
Exons: 5
Coding region: 95-970 (291 amino acids)
Cellular component (GO): nucleus
Molecular function (GO): ubiquitin protein ligase activity
Source: RefSeq, a predicted model, not a curated record